CCGAGGACUCCGCUCUCUGCCCUCGAAGCCCGGAGCUCCGUACAGCUGUCGGUCGAGGCGAUCGCGGAUGGCAUGCGCAAAUGACAGGAGUUUGAAUUACAGUACUGUACUCGAAUCCUUUGCCUUGCUUUUGAAUUGGCGCGCCGGCACCGCGCACGCAGUUGGUUUAGGCGCUUCUCGUUCAACGGUUCAGGUCCAAGACUAGGGCUUCGUUGGCAAGACUCCGGCCUUCGAAGACUCCUCGUCGUCUCGAUUCUGUCGUCAAUUCUGUCAAUUCUGUCAUCGAUGUUGCCCCUUCUCGUCGUUCUCGCUCGAUUGAGCGGAAAUUGUACAGAUUUCGUGUCGUGCAAAUGUGAGGCGACCACUUUAAAAGAGAGCUCUUUAUUCGACACGGGACUUCAGCCGAACGAUGCAUUGAUAAGUGGACGUGCGGACGGACUAUCUUCUGUCGGAUCACCUGUACUCCAUUGCCGGACGAUCUACGUGUCUCGACUUGUCAACGAUUUGCUGUGCGGUUGACAUUGCGUAGUCAUGGAUCGGCAUUGUCUCAUCAGCGCGAUAUCGAACGGGGAGGUGUCCAAGCGUCUGGACAUUUUACCCAGUUGACCUCGACGCUCCAGAAUUGUUGUGACAUGCACCGUCCUCUCGUUGGCACAAACCCGAAACAUGCCUCACUUAGAGAAGGUUCGUAGUCCAGAACAUGGCCCGUUCACCCAGCUCUGCAUUCCGAAGAGUUCGGGCUUCACUCGAAUGUCGCAGUCUGCGAGAAUUCUCGACGUUUGGCGGAUCAGAUGUUGUAGAGUUUAGCUCUGAAGCAUCUGCCGGUCUUCUUCCUUGACCAUUGCCCACGAUGCAGUCUUGCAGUAGCUAUUCAAAGACGUGAGCAUUACUUUGAAGCUUGUUACAGGAAACGACUCUCCGUCUAACGUGGUACGUAGACAGAACGGGGAUGGUAGAAACAUGGCGAAUCGAUUCUUCGUCAAUCCGAGCGCGCUUGGCUACAAUGCGGAAACGUCGCAGAAUGUGCUAGACAAAAGUGAAUAAUAAGUUUUGAGAGGAGUGCAAGAGAACGUACCGCCUGAGCGCAACUGAACGUGUAUCGGUGACGUACCUGAAAACUUGACUACGAUCCGAGUGCAUGUGGUGACGGGGAGGAUGCACACUGAGCCGAGGUUUCGGCAUGGGCCUCAUCCACUCCCAUUUGUUUCGCACGAGGUAGGUCUUCCACCUUUGGAAAGUCUCGAUAUUUAAUAGUUUCUCCGCUGCACGAUACAAUUCCUAGGAUACACCGGACGCCAAACAGAUCGGAGACUGUGCAGAAUCCAGGCGUGAAAAUAGGACACACACAGCGCAGGGAAUUCAGGCACGGGAAAAGUGGCAUGCACCAGCUUCGGGUUCUGUGCUCAUAACUGCUGCGAAGCAUCUUCGACGAUCCGAAGUGAACCAAAUGGAUCGGAUUAAGAAAUCACCACGCAUCCCGAGACACCAGGUGCAGGUUACGUUCUGACAACUGAUUCGUUCGAGAGCUCGGUGUCAAGGAUUCCGUGGCGGCAGUGUGCAACUUUGGGAUCGUCAAAAAUUGUCACAACCUGAUGAAAGGUCACUUGUCACCAGUGGCUUCUUUUGAUGUUGAGAAACUCAUUUGAGUCUCUCCCCUGGGCAAGGAAAUGAACUCGUGGUGAUGGUUUCGAAAAUAUUUCGUAGGUAAUGUUCGCAUUUCAUUCGAAUGUGUGUCGCGUCUCAGUUGUUUUGCCUUCAUUUACCAUUUACUGUGAAUAUGUGAAGCAUGAAGCUUCACAGUAAAUGGGAAAACAAGGCAAAACAACUGCGGCGCGAAGCAUGAAGCUUCCUGAAAGUGGAGGUUGAAGUGAAUAGAGUCCCCGUCAACGAAGGAAACGGAAACCAAUUGUGUGCCCCUAUUUCAUCACUCAUGUACGUUAGACAUUUAUACCAAAGUUUGAAAAAUAUUUAAUCUUCAACUAAUAGAC
This is a messenger RNA of Marchantia polymorpha subsp. ruderalis, 1988 nucleotides long. The record is from the annotation of a GenBank genome assembly. NCBI's taxonomy places the organism in Eukaryota, Viridiplantae, Streptophyta, Marchantiopsida, Marchantiales, Marchantiaceae.